AUGCAUCCCGAAGACGUUCAUCCUUUUACUAUCUCAGUUCCGGACAGUGAUUUGGCUGAAUUGCAGAAGAAGCUUGAGCUAACCAGACUACCUGACGAGGUAGACCUACCUGCCGGCCAAGAAUGGGAUUGGGGAAUUCCUCUUGCUGUACUUAAGCCUAUCGUGCACUAUUGGCGCGAGGGGUAUAACUGGAGAGCGGUUGAAGAGAAAAUCAAUCGUACCCUCCCUCAAUUCACGACCACAAUCGAAUCACGCAACCACGGACUUCGGAGUGUUCAUUUUGUGUUCAGGAAAUCCAAUAACUCUUCAGCUAUUCCAUUGUUAUUCAUUCAUGGAUGGCCCGGAAGUUUUCUUGAGGUCUCGAAAAUGAUAGAUGAACUCACUAAUCCAUCUGAUCCCAAGCAUCCUGCAUUUCACGUAGUAGCACCAUCAUUCAAGCAUUACCUAGCUCAAGGAGGGGACUGGGGGUCGCGAGUUUGUAGAACGCUCGCAAUUUAUCAUAAGGAAACUUGUCUCGGGACGCAUGCAAAUCUAAUCUCUUACGGCGCACCAACAUUUUGGAGGAAUCCUAUCAUUGGCCUUAAAACUAUACUGGGUGGUAAUGGUAUUCCUGAUAGCCCGGUUGGAUUAUUGGCGUGGAUUGGUGAAAAGCUUUACGCUUGGACAGACAACUAUCCCUGGACCCCAGAAGAAUUGAUAACGUGGACUAUGCUGUACUGGAUAAAAGGCCCCGCUGGUGGUUUGAGAUACUACAAAGAGAAUCAUGCUAUUCACCGAGCUGAUAGGGCUGGACCUCAUGCAGAAAUCGAGUUUGGUUGGUCGUCUACCCCAUUUGCCUUUUCUCGGUUUCCAAAAGAGAUUUCGCCGGUGCCCCUCGACUGGGCGGGUCUUCGCCAGAAUCUUGUUUAUGCCAAAAGCCACGAUAGGGGUGGUCACUUUGCAGCCUGGGAAGUUCCAGAACUACUCUCAGAUGAUAUACGUCAAUUCGCAAAGAUUGUCCAAGAACGAGAUGAGAGGCUGCGGGACAAGAUGUAG
Molecule: messenger RNA, 1035 nt
Organism: Rhizoctonia solani
Lineage: Eukaryota; Fungi; Basidiomycota; Agaricomycetes; Cantharellales; Ceratobasidiaceae
Product: epoxide hydrolase
Exons: 9
Coding region: 1-1035 (344 amino acids)
Biological process (GO): epoxide metabolic process
Molecular function (GO): epoxide hydrolase activity
Source: RefSeq, a predicted model, not a curated record